Messenger RNA from Lasiosphaeria miniovina, 993 nucleotides. RefSeq lists its product as uncharacterized. The record is from RefSeq and is a predicted model, not a curated record. The transcript has a single exon. The coding region runs from base 216 to 803 and encodes 195 amino acids. Lineage: Eukaryota; Fungi; Ascomycota; Sordariomycetes; Sordariales; Lasiosphaeriaceae.
UUCUGACAGUAUCGACCGCCGUUCUGGACAUUGUGCCUGGGAUGAUUAACAUUCGACCAAGACAGCUUGACUCCCAAGCCUUGCUGCGAGGCUCAUCUAACUCAAAGGCAAAUGCAACCUGCUGGCACUAGCUCCUCCCUGGCGCUGUUUUAGCGUAUAGUUUUUCAAUAUCCGAACGGGAAGAAGGCAUAGGGUUGGAGAUACUUUUUGAUUUCAUGGCCAGCCUCGCAGAUAUUCGCACCAAGAUAGAUGUUGCCGAGGGUGUAACACUACUUGGGGGGCCCGAAAUCCUUCUGUACCCAACUCAAAUACUGGAGUGCGGUGUACAAUGGCACUGCACCGAGAUCGACGGUAACCGUUCCGGGGAGGACGGUCAGGUCCCCACCGGAGCCCUUCCAAACCAGUCCCUCCAGGACCUCUCGAAUCGAAGGGCAUUUCUGGGGUUUUGGACCAAGUCUCAGGUACUCUUGGGAACGCAGGAUCUUGUCGAAACUCUGCGGGCUAGAAAAGACCUGGAGUUGAGAUUUGAGAAAGCACCUGGAGGGAUCGAGCUUACACGAGAAGGGACAUUCAGUGCGGGCUUCUCUCUCAAUGCACAGGCGAGCAUCGGUAUCAAGGCGGUUUUCUCGAAAACAUUGCAAGUAUCACUAGAUCAAGGCAGGACAUACCUUGAUCUUGUUGACAAGGCAGCAGUCCAAUCAACGAUUGUCUACGACGAGCAGACCAGGUCCGGAUGGGUCAUCUCGGAGAUGAGCCUCGCAUUACACAUUGCCCUAUCUUAUCUCUCUAAUCCUCGAGUUUAAGAAAGACGACGUAGUGGCCCUGAACUACUCGAGGGAGAUUGGCCACAACUGCCGUUUGCUGAGCCCUGUGCUGAUGGUGGCUUAGAAGCACGCAGGAUCGGUAUCGAAUCGACCAACUGCCAGAUCAAACUAUGGUCAGAAAAUGGGAAAACGAAAACGUUUUGCAAAGUCAUAGAGGAUGUUCUACGGG